This is a messenger RNA of Sesamum indicum (sesame), 2704 nucleotides long. RefSeq names its product P-hydroxybenzoic acid efflux pump subunit. The record is from RefSeq and is a predicted model, not a curated record. Lineage: Eukaryota; Viridiplantae; Streptophyta; Magnoliopsida; Lamiales; Pedaliaceae. Gene Ontology annotation, cellular component: plasma membrane.
AUCCGAAUUUGACCCUUUGUCCUCUUCAAAGAUCACAAUUACUCUCAUCCCUCUUCGUACAUAAACCCCCUACCUACAUCUCCCUUCCAACCUCAACUUCCAUCUCAAGAUUUUCUUGCUUUUGCUGAUCUCUAGCUAGCUAAGUCUCACUGAUCAAAUCCAGGUUUUGGAUUCAAGAAGAUGGACACCACCCCACAAAUCCAAUCCGACCGGGCCAGAGCCAUCUGGCGACGCUGCCUUGCCUCCGCCUUCCGCACCGCCCUGGCAUGCACCAUAGUCGGCGGCCUCACCCUUUUCGGCCCGGAGUUUAUCACCCGCCAGGUUGCAUUCCCAGCGUUUUCAUACGUGACGGUGAUUCUUGUAGUCACUGAUGCCACAUUAGGCGACACUUUGCGGGGGUGCUGGCUGGCGUUGUAUGCCACCGUGCAAGGCGUUUGUCCGGCUAUACUCAGCCUGUGGCUGAUAGGUCCGGCCCGGCUUACCAACAGCACCACCGCGGUAGUGGUGGCGAUCAGUGCUUUCGUGGUGGUGCUCCCUGAAAACACUCACUUGAUAUCGAAACGAAUAGCACUUGGCCAGAUUGUUAUCGUGUAUGUCAUAGCAUUUAUCAACGGUGCAAAGACGGAGCCCAUCAUGCAUCCAGUCCAUGUGGCGGCGAGCACCGCCGUCGGCGUGGUGGCUUGUGUUCUGGCCCUCUUGUUACCCUACCCGAGCCUGGCCUGUCUUGAGGUGAGAGAAAACUGCAAAUUGUACAUUGAGAAUGCAUCUGAGAGGCUAAAGCUGCUUGUGAAGGCAUUCUCUGCGGAAGACAAGACAUUGCCAAAGGCAUUGAUCUCUCAGGCAAAGUCCUUGAACAACACAGGAAAUAAACUUCUCCAAAGGAUUAAAUCUAAACAAGAAAGCAUGCAGUGGGAGAUAAUUCCAGGGAAGUUUCUGAAAUCCUACAAGAAGAAUCCAGGAGAAACAUUGCAAGGACUUGAGACAAUCUUGAGAGGAAUGGAGAAUGCUGUAGAAAAUUGCUCUGAAUUCCCAGUUGGGAUACUGAACUCUGAGCUGAAAAAUGACUUAACCAAUCUACAGGAAAAAAUUCUGAAUCAAGUAAAGAGCAUGGCCCUGGAAAACUCAAUUCUUCCACAAUCAGACAUAGAAAAGGAGAAUAAGUUCUUCCAAACACUUCAAACUAACACCACCCCGUUAAUAAGCUGGAAAGAUCUACCUUCUAUGUUCUUCAUAUUCUGUUUGAAACUGAUCCUCCAAGCCAAAUCGUCAGCCCCCACUACUUCACCAGACACUGCUAAUUCUGCCAAACAAGCCGCAAAUGACUCACAGAAAAAGAAAGGGCUGUUCUUGUCAAAGUUAUGGAGCAACAGCCCCAUUACAAUUAGCAGGAGGAGACUAAUGCCAGCUCUCAGAUGCUCGCUUUCCUUGGGAUUCGCCAUCCUGUUUGGAUUGAUAUAUAGCAAGGAAAACGGGUUCUGGUCGGGGCUUCCAGUUGCUAUAAGCCUUGCAUCAGCAAGAGAGGCAACUUUCAAAGUUGCAAAUAUUAAGGCCCAGGGGACAGUUCUUGGAACUGUGUAUGGAGUAAUAGGCUGCUUCAUCUUCGAGAAAUAUGUGAAAAUAAGGUUCAUUUCACUCCUUCCAUGGUUCAUUUUCAGUAGCUUCCUGAGGCAGAGCAGAAUGUAUGGUCAGGCUGGUGGGAUUUCUGCAGUGAUAGGUGCGGUGCUGAUCUUGGGCAGGAAGAAUUUCGGCACACCAAAAGAUUUUGCCAUAGCCCGGAUAGUGGAGACCUUCAUUGGAUUAUCUUGUUCCAUAAUGGUGGACAUUCUGCUGCAGCCUAAAAGGGCUGCCGUCCUGGCUAAAGUCCAACUCUCCAAGACUCUCCAAUCGUUGCACGAAUCUGUCAGUUCGAUAACGAUUGGCUCCUCCAGCAGAUUCAUCUUGGAAGAAAGGCUAAAACAGCUGAAAUCCCAUGUAACUGAGCUUGGAAAAUUCAUUGAGGAAGCUGAGGUGGAGCCCAAUUUCUGGUUCUUACCUUUCCAUAGUGCUUGCUAUAGUAAGCUAAAGUUGUCACUAUCAAGAAUGGUGGAUUUCUUGCUUUUUGUGAGCCAUGCACUUAGAUUCCUAGAACAAGAAUCACAAAAGCUGGACACUAAAAGCUGGAAAGAGGCUGCUGAUAAACUGGAAACUGACCUCAAGCUGAUGAGAGAUGAGGUUUGCUCUGGGAUAAAAUGCUUUGAGGAGGUCAAUUUGAUCAAGUCACUCGCAACGGUCGAAAGGGAGUAUGAGAAGAGGAAAAGCUCCAUUGAUCUCGAAAUGGGAAAAUCAGGGAAGCUUUGUGUGAUCCAAUGCUCCUCAGGAUCAGAUGAUAAUGAUGAUGAGAUCAAGAAGAGCAGGAAUUCUGUUCUUCAAGAUUUGAAUGAACUUGUUGAUGUGGAGAGAGAUGGUGAAGAGGCGAUGAAGAAUGAAGUGAUUUUGAGUGUGAGUGCAGUGGUUUUCUGCAUGGAUGGAGUAUUGAAAGAGAGCAAAGAGAUUGGGAAGGCCAUCAAAGAACUUGUACAGUGGGAGAAUCCUUCAACUCAAGUGGACUUGAAUGUAAUUUUAUGUAAAUUACGUGCCUUAGAGAAAAGUGUAUAACAAUUUAAAUCAGUGAAGCUUGACUAAUUUAAAAUAAUUAUUUUUUUGAUAAAAUUACAAUUUUGGUACC